AUGAAACAUUUGAGCAUUCAAUCUGACUGUGGUGAAAGACACAAAAGACAAGAUAACAUCUUGAGCGUUGGUAAAGUGCGGCUAGUUAUGGAACAACAUGAUAAAAUUGUCGAAACAAGACAAUGGUUAGGAGGGGAAGAAAGAAUUGGAGAACAAAUACGAAAUACAAAUUUCGCGCUUUUCUAA
This is a messenger RNA of Clunio marinus, 186 nucleotides long. Lineage: Eukaryota; Metazoa; Arthropoda; Insecta; Diptera; Chironomidae. The record is from the annotation of a GenBank genome assembly.